This is a messenger RNA of Ciona intestinalis (vase tunicate), 2551 nucleotides long. NCBI's taxonomy places the organism in Eukaryota, Metazoa, Chordata, Ascidiacea, Phlebobranchia, Cionidae. The record is from RefSeq and is a predicted model, not a curated record.
AGCAAACACCGACUCCCUGAUAAUGCCGAUGACCACUACACGGCGCUACAGAGGCUUCUAUUGAUUCGAUCGAUCCGAAGCGAUCGCUUGAUCCCCGCAUCUUCCGAGUUCGUACAUAAAGUACUCGGGAAGAAAUUUACUCGUGACGAGGCACCAGAUGUUGAGUAUGUGAUGUCACAAUCAUCAUGUGUUACACCCAUUCUACUAUUAUUCACUAAUGAGAACCAACUCGCCCUCUCCACUUUCACCGAGCAUUGUAAGCGUAACAAUGCCGUAUAUGAUGUCAUAAACCUCACAGGAGGAGGAGAGGAGAGAGGAGCAAGGAGGAUAAUGGAUGAAGCCAUGCGGAACGGAUCCUGGGUCCUCCUCCACAACCUCCAAUGCAAUCCUCCCCUCGUACAAUCCAUGUUCUCCCGCAUCCAUGAGGAACAAGAUCUUCAUCCAGACUUCCGGAUGUGGAUAUCCUCGGAGGCGGACUCCUCCCUCAUCCCAACCAUUAUCCUCCAUUCAGCCGUCAAACUAGUUGUCGACCUUCCUAAGUCAAUGAAAGACAACCUUCUACGUUUUGCGUCUACAUCCAUCGAUAGUGAUGUCAUCAACGCAUCAUCACGACCAGAAUGGUUACCGUGUUUACACAAUGUGUGUUUGUUACACGGUGCGAUACGACUACGCUCAAGGCUGCCCUCGUGUGUUGGGUGGCAGGAGUCCGAGGCUUUCACAGGAAUCAACAACGAGGAGUUAAAGGCAUCGGUUGGUGUGGUAACGAGGGAGUUCAUGGAGAUCCAGGGAAGCACGGAGGGUGGAGGGAAUAUUAUGCUUAAGAAUAUUUCAUGGGCGGGGUUGAGGUUCCAGAUAUCUGAACUAAUAUACGGACGUCACAUCACCAACAUAUACGACCAACAAAGUUUAAACGCGCUGGUUGAUUAUUGGUUGGCCGCGAGCUCUGUUAAGAAGGAAUUUGAACUGCCGAGAGUGAAAUAUCGUCUUCCCCCCGUAUUAUUCGCACCCAGUGUGAAGCCGACCUCCAUCGUACAAUCCAUCGACACCAUACCCAACCAUGCGUUAGAUGUGGCGGAGGCUUGCAACUUACACCCAUCGUCCGAAGCUGUGGUGGGAGAUGACCAAUAUAUAUUUACAAGGUUAAACACAAUCUACGACUUUCUCCCCGAAACCUCGAGCCUCUCCCACAAGUUGUACCCCCGCCCCCCCACCUCACUAGAUCUACCACCACAAACCUCCAUCAGCAGCUCAAGCUCCCACCCAUGGGUUAUUGACAGAGGGAUAUUUGCAAGUCACACCCAUGCUUUGUUGAAAAGUAAGAAGGAGGUUGAACUAUGGGAAGUUUGUUACAACGCGUUGCCUAAGAUACCAAAGGCUUGGGGGAAGGAAUACGUGAACGACCGUAUACGCAAGAUUGGAGGUCAAACCCCGUUUAAUUUGUUUCUUCAACAAGAACUUCGUCAACUUUAUGUUUUGCUAACUGAGAUAAAAAAGAGUUUGACGUCAAUCAAGUCAUCGGUUGAAAGUUUGGACCAGUUCGGCGACCGAUUAUCUGAUGAUGAUGUCAUAAUAGCCAACGAACUCAGUCGCUCUCGGAUCCCUCGUCACUGGGUGGAGCUAGCGGGUGAAACAGCGCCUCCUAGCAGCACACCAGUGUCGCAGUGGUUGAGUGAUAUCCCCCAGCGGGUGGCGCACUUUGAGAGGAUACUGGCUUUGGGUCGUGAAAAGAUCCCAGCUUACUGGUUAGGAGCUUUCUUCAACCCCCAUGGUUUGUUAUCGGUGUUGAAACAAGAAGCCAUCAAACAUCACGUGGAGAAAACCGGGGUCGUCGAUAAUUUGCUUUUCCAUGUUGAGGUCACGCAACGUGAUAAGGAUCAUUUACGCGAUCCACCAUCUGAAGGUUUCUUCUUACAUGGGGUUUAUUUAUGGGGUUGUGGGUGGGAUAAAACAUCGGGUGAGAUGGUUGAUGCUCCAGCUAAACACGCACCGGCAUCUCUACCUGUCAUUCAUAUCACAUUCGUCACUGAGUCAACUAAAUAUGGGACAACAAGUGAAGUCCCCAGACCUAUCGACUACUACCCAUGCCCCGUGUUCAUGACAUGCACGAGUAGCAAGAAACCUGUGUUUGAAUUGGACGUAUCACGGGAAUCGAUCCCUUCAUCGAGAUGGGCAUUACGUGGCCUCACUGCAACAAUCCGCCCGUAUUAACACCACAACACUCACAAUGUUGAUUACUUUGGUUAGGAUAGUUUUUGAUAAAUCUUGUGAAUGGAGAUAUUUUGUGCAGUUUUAUCGUUAUGUGUGCGACCAUAUUAAUACCAUUAUUGUGUAUUACCUACUUUACAAUCCUGGUUUUAAGAUCAAACGUUUGAUGAAUCCAGUAGUUAUUAUGUGUAGUUUUACCUUGGUAGUUGUGUUUACCUAGUUCAUAUAUACUUAUAUAGUGUUUCUACUUUACCUAGUUUAGAUUUACCUUCAUCAACACUGUGUUUUAUAUCCAGCGUUCAAUCCAUCGGUGUUUUAUCAAAUAAACUGUGUGAGUGUGAAUGAA